AUUUAAACCAAAACAAGAUAUUUCCUUAUGAUUUUCUUUUAAACCAUUUUAAGCGCGGAUCAAAGAUUAAAAGAAAACAUCAAAAGGAAAUAUCUUGUUUUGGUUUAAAUGUUUCAAAUAAUAACAUAAAUGGGUCUUUGUAUAAUUAUUUACAAAAAAAGGGUUGUUUUUUGAAUUUUUAAGAAUUAAGUCGUGUCAAAUUUGGACAACAACGAAAGUUGGUGUAUUAAAAUAUAAAAUCCUAACUUCGCGUCAAAUAUGGAUUUUUUUGCAAAGUUUGUGUAUUUUCACGCAAUUAUCCCUAAUAUUUAAUAACUUAUAUUUUUGAUAGGAUUCGAUAAUCAACAUUUAAUAUGACAAAUUUGAAACCUUAAUUGGAUUAAAUAACCUUAGAUUAAAAGUCCAAACAAUUUUGAAAUCAACAUCCCAUAUAACAAAUUAAUUAAGUCUAAUAAAAUAUCUUACACUUAAUUUAAUAAUUUUGACAUUUAUAAAAAUAAAAUAAAUAGCCCAGACUUCAUAUUACAAUUUUGGGAUCUUAAAAGUUCAAAAUAUAAUACUAUUAAAAAUUCAUAUUUAAUUGAUCCAAAAUCAAAAACUCAAAUAAUAAAAAAUUAAUUAAACACCCUAAUAAAAAAUAAUAAUCACCAUUUUUUUUUAAAUUCUUGUAAAAAACUCACAGCCACAUUAAUUGAAUAUAAAUGACAUAAUAAAAAAACCCCUCUCCUUAGGGUUGCACACUCAAUUGGCGAAGCACUCACACUUUUUCUUCUUAAAAUUCUCACGCUGCCCUCUAGUUUGCACACUCAAAUUUCAUUUUCAGAUUAUAUAUGAGACAAAUAAUUUUCCAUUUUCAGAUUUUUAAAUCAGCUAAAUUUUCCUUUUGUAGUCUACUAGGUGACCGAUUUUUUCCCUUCUUAUACAUACAAAUGUGAGUUUUAGUAAAAAUACUUGUAUUAUCUCAUAAUCACCAUAUGAUCAUCAUCACGAACACAAUUUUUUUUUUUUUUAAACUGCAACCGGAAAGAUUUAUUCACAUUGGAAUAUUUUAUUUAGAUGUUCACUAUUUUUUUACGCUUAUUCAUAUUAUUUUAUGUUAAAUAUUCGUAACACGAACAUCUAAAUAAUUUCCAACAAAUGUAAAAAAAUUAUGAAUAUCUAAAUAAAAUAUUUGAAUUUUUCUUGGUCACAUAAUAUAUUUAACAUCAAUAUUUCGAACAAGCAUAAAAAAUUUACGAACACCAGAAAAAAAUAUUCGAAUUUUUCUUGAUAACAUCAAUUAUUUAACAUUGAAUUUUCCGAACAAUCGUAAUAAAAUUACGAAUAUCUAAACAAAAUAAUCAAAUUUUUUUGUUAACAUAAAAUAGUUAACACAAAACAAUACGAAUAAGCGUACGAAAAUAGCAAACAUCUAACUUAUUAUGUAAUAAAAUAAACCAUAACAUUAAACUAAAAAAACGUCCUACAUUUGUCGAAUAUAUGAUAAAAAAAAUUAUUCAUUAAUAAAAUUGAAACAAUACUGUAUUCAUAUUAAUUAAUGAAUGAAUGAUUAAAAAGAUUCGGUCAAACACUUAAAAUUCAUGAAAUAAUGAAAACGCAAAAAAAAAAAAAAAAUUACUAAUAACACAUUAAAAAUAAAAAGAAGCAGAAUAAAAAAAGAUUCAAUGAUAUCGGUUUAAUAACUACUGAAAAUAAAGAGAUUUGUGUUGGAUUGAGCACUAGGUAUACGGUUACAAAUAAAGGUCGCCCUUUCAAAAUCGCUUUCGUCGGGAUUCAUCACCGCCGCUGAGGGACUGACGAGGUCGGAGCUACCAUAAGGCGUCGCCCUUUUGUCCUCAGUUGCCGCCGCUUCCCUGCAAAACUGCCGUUGCGGAUCCCCCUCUGAGGGUUGCGGCCAUCUAACUAGCAGAUUUCGAUCCCUCUAACGACCAGAUAUAAUUCCUAUCCAUUUUUCAUUAUGAGCAUUCACCGUCUUCAAGCAACUUCAUGGAAAGAUUUUACUGAGCUUUCUGUGUUGUAUGCACCUCGAGGCAAGAAAAUUUUGGUCCAUGCUGCACCUUGGGUGAUCCAGAGAAGUCGAAGGUUAUCUAUACAAUGUGCCGUCAAGUUUCGUCCUUGCAUUGACAUACAUAAGGGGAAAGUGAAACAGAUUGUUGGAUCCACUCUUCGAGAUUCUAAAGAGGGAGAUUCAAGUCUUAUCACUAAUUACGAAUCUGAUCUUUCAGCUGCAGAAUAUGCUAAAAUGUAUAUGGACGAUGGGCUUACUGGUGGCCAUAUGAUCAUGCUUGGGACUGAUCCAUUGAGCAAAGCAGCAGCAGUUGAAGCAUUACAUGCUUAUCCAGGUGGAUUGCAAGUUGGGGGUGGUAUCAAUACAAGAAAUGCCUUGACUUACAUAGGUGAAGGAGCAAGCCAUGUUAUCGUUACAUCAUACGUAUUCAGUGAUGGACAAGUUGAUUUUGAAAGGCUAAAAGAAUUUGCUCAAGUCGUGGGGAAAGAAAGACUUGUGUUGGAUCUCAGUUGCAGAAAGAAGGAUGGGAGAUAUGCAGUUGUGACAGAUAGAUGGCAGAAGUUCACUGAUGUAUUUCUUGAUCAAGAGGUGUUAAAUUUUCUUGCUGGUCAUGCUGAUGAAUUUCUUGUCCAUGGAGUAGAUGUUGAAGGAAAAAAGUUGGGAAUUGACGAAGAGCUUGUGGAAUUGCUUGGCAGGAUUUCACCAAUUCCGGUGACUUAUGCUGGUGGAGUGACGACUAUGGCUGAUUUAGAGAAGAUAAAAACAACGGGAAAUGGCCGUGUGGAUGUCACCGUUGGCAGUGCUUUAAAUAUUUUUGGGGGUAAUCUACCUUACAAGGAUGUAGUCACCUGGCAUUCUCAGCAAAAGUCAUUGGCUUUUUGAAGUUACUUGGCUUUACAAAUUUCCAUUAAUUAUUUUGUCCAUCAUGUAACUGUAGAAACAUUACAAUAUUGUUAAGAGCUUAAUAGGUCGCUGAUGCUUUGGUUAUUUAAAUCUCACUUGUAGACUUUUUGGAAUCAGAUACUUUACUGGAUGAAUUGUAGUAAUUGUGGAUUUUCACAAUUUCUAUAAAUAAAAACUUAUUCUCUUUC
Molecule: messenger RNA, 3099 nt
Organism: Salvia miltiorrhiza (redroot sage)
Lineage: Eukaryota; Viridiplantae; Streptophyta; Magnoliopsida; Lamiales; Lamiaceae
Product: 1-(5-phosphoribosyl)-5-[(5-phosphoribosylamino)methylideneamino] imidazole-4-carboxamide isomerase, chloroplastic-like
Biological process (GO): L-histidine biosynthetic process; L-tryptophan biosynthetic process
Cellular component (GO): cytoplasm
Molecular function (GO): 1-(5-phosphoribosyl)-5-[(5-phosphoribosylamino)methylideneamino]imidazole-4-carboxamide isomerase activity
Source: RefSeq, a predicted model, not a curated record